Brugia malayi is the source of this 1266-nucleotide messenger RNA. RefSeq lists its product as uncharacterized. Lineage: Eukaryota; Metazoa; Nematoda; Chromadorea; Rhabditida; Onchocercidae. Bases 1 to 1266 code for a protein of 421 amino acids. The record is from RefSeq and is a predicted model, not a curated record. The transcript is spliced from 3 exons.
AUGCGAUUGAAUGGCGCAUUAAUUUCUGCACAAUUAUGGCUUAUUAUUGCUACUCAAAAUACGAAUGAAUAUGAUGAGAAAGUUCUAGCAAUGAUUCCAGAGAUAAAUUUUCUCUCAGUGCGCCAAAAAACAUUACCAACUUCGUUUUCUUCUAAUAAUUUGACGCAACAUCCACACCAACAACAUGAUGAACGUCGUUUACUGAAGGAUCGGAAUCGCAGAUUUCAACAUUAUCAACAAAGAAAAGGAGAAACAUCGAUGAACAAACUAUCAGAUGAUAUGGAAAGUACUGUCGCAGAGCCACUUAUCAGAUUCCCUGUUGUGACAUUUAUUCAGACGUAUGCUAGCAACGACACACGACUGAUACCUCCGGUAAACAGUAGCACCCUCCAAAAUAUCGCAUUUCCUGUUUUGCCAAACAGUGAAGAGCAGCGAAAUAAAAAGAGAAGACUAUCGAAUAAUACGGGAGGUCGUGAAGAUGAUAAGGAUGACAAGAAGAAAGAUGAGGAGGACAAUUAUUUAAACGAUAAUGCGAUUGAUGUAGAGGUGGAAAUCCUAAGAAAAAUGGAACGCACCACGGUGAAAGUUCGUAACUAUCCUCCCGUUACCGAAGCUACUCAAUUUCCUGUCACUGCAGACAUUGUAUCAGUUGAUCCUCGACAUGUUGCAGGUUUAUCGAUGCUGGCACCUUCGAUCCCCUUACCUUCCACACCUGGUCAUCCACGUUCACAUGAUCUUGAUUUCGGAACCCGCACAACGGUUUCAUAUGCAACCUUUAGUUCACCUCUGUCUUCAGGUAUCACUCAAGAGCAGCACUACAUUCAGAAACUAAUUCAGCGACCAAACGUCACAAAAUUAUCUGCAAUUCCUUCUUUCAUAAGUGCUUCAGCACCGAUUGCAUUGCCGAUACCACCAAGCAAAGCUGAAACAUCGCCCAGUCUUUUUAACAUUCAAUCACAAAAUUCUGGAAUUAGCGCACUGAUCAGUAAUGGUCAUUUCCGGAAUUCAGGUAAUACAAAUGCAAGAAAUAUAGAUAAUUCACUUCGGCAACGUCACUUACCGGGGAAAAUUCAAGUUCAAAUGCAAGUACAUCCUCGAGAACAGGAACCAUUAGAUGAUAUAUUGGGUUGUACAUGGGAUAUCGUUACUAACAGUUGCAAAGAUCUGUUUUCAUUAAAACUCUGUUCACACUGUCAUGAUUUUGGGAACAUUUUCUUGCAUAACUGUAAAUGCCUUUUAAAGUAUAUAACAACAUUUCAAGCAUAG